Necator americanus (New World hookworm) is the source of this 1269-nucleotide messenger RNA. RefSeq lists its product as uncharacterized. Gene Ontology annotation, biological process: sphingosine metabolic process. Gene Ontology annotation, cellular component: endoplasmic reticulum membrane. Gene Ontology annotation, molecular function: sphingosine-1-phosphate phosphatase activity. The record is from RefSeq and is a predicted model, not a curated record. The coding region runs from base 1 to 1269 and encodes 422 amino acids. The transcript is spliced from 11 exons. NCBI's taxonomy places the organism in Eukaryota, Metazoa, Nematoda, Chromadorea, Rhabditida, Ancylostomatidae.
AUGGCCUCUUCAAAUGAGAAUCAGAAACCCCGGCUUGAAGAACUUCUCAAGAAGUAUCCACUUGAUGUGUUUCCCAACUGGAGCAUCACAGCGGACGAAAGGUACUAUGUGAGUGCUCCAGUCGAUCACCUGGGAGAAUGGGCGUUCCAUCUUCGCUCACAUCUCACAGCUCUUAUCCUCUCAGGAAACCCGGCCAUUGGAUUUUUACAGUCGGUACACUCAAAGACCAUGACCAGGAUUGCGCAUGGAUUUAGUAUUUUAGGCUUGGAGGUGUUUUUCUUCUCGCUCAUUGUGGCUAUGGUGUGGCUGUUUGACGCACGUCUUGGACGACUGCUCUCUGUGCUGUUAUCGUUGGGAUUUUUCGUUGCUGGCAGUCUAAAAGUCGCACUAUGUCUGCCUCGUCCUCCAUCCCCGCCAGCACUUUUCCUGGACGAGGAGAACAGAGACUGGGCAUGGCCAUCCAAUCAUGCAUUGCUUGGGACGGCCUUUCCAUGGUUCAUCUGGAACUACUCAAGCAGUCACCAUAACCUUUCCCUAUGCUCAUCAGUUAUUCUACUGGCGGUCAUCCUUACUUGGAAUUGUGGUGUGAGCUGGUCACGAGUAUAUCUGGGUGUUCAUUCCCCAUGUGAUGUAUUAGGCGGUUGGACUAUUGGCGUGCUGCUUCUUUUCAUAUUCGGUGGCUUCUCUGAUAAACUUUACGAUGCCUAUGAAUGGAGUUCUUCCUCGGAUCUUUCGUUCUUUAUCUAUUUCUACUCAGUGGUACUGUUUCUACUUUGGGUGCAUCCAAGAGCUUGGCCGGAAACGCAGAGUUAUGGAGAGUUGAUUUGCGUACUCUCCGGGACUGGUGCGAUUUGGGCGGGUCGUGUUCUUCACCUGGGUGGCGACACACCUUCGAUCAGUUUAGCCGAGGCACAUGUGGAUGCUCCUAUCUACCAAUACUUUCUAAGAUUUUUUAUAGGAGUUGCUAUUAUUCUCACCUGUCGUGCCCUUCUGAAGCCGAUAGCGAAUUUUUCCAUCACUGGAUUCUAUAAUUUACUGGACAUAAAAUACUACUCCUAUUCAAAAAUGUGUAAAGAUUUGGGAAGUUUGCAACCGACGAAGAGGUACACAAAUCGUAUGCGCUUUAAACCGAUUCCUGGAGCCAAGGUUGUGCCAUCCGAUGUCAUUCCCUACGACGUGGAUCUACCAGUGAAAUUUAUCGUUUAUUCUGUGGUUGGAUUUCUCGUGUCCGAGGGUUGCCCAGCAAUUUUUGCUUAUUUGAACAUCUAA